Molecule: messenger RNA, 2937 nt
Organism: Talaromyces proteolyticus
Lineage: Eukaryota; Fungi; Ascomycota; Eurotiomycetes; Eurotiales; Trichocomaceae
Exons: 2
Coding region: 1-2937 (978 amino acids)
Source: RefSeq, a predicted model, not a curated record
AUGACUCUGCCGUCGCCAUCGAGAGUGGCGACCAUACACUCCGCGACCGACGGCGAGUAUACAGACUGGGCGGCACGGCCACGACGCCAGACAAACCCAGACGUCGUCCGUCGGCCAUCCGUGUUGCUUCGCCAGGCGACACGACGCAGCGCUGAUGUCUCAGGCAAUAACAGCAGCAGCAGUGCCAGUGUCAGUGCCAGUGCCAGUACCAGCCCGCAGUCGCCAGCAGUCGAAAGACCCCGGACUAGCGGCCAUGCCUCGUCGGCGGCCUCCAGCUCCACCGUCACCCCUAUCAAGCGCAACUCUGUGCCCUCACAUCGGUCGUCGCUCAGCGUGAGCGCUCUGUCGAACCCUGCCCUGGCCGAAAUCCCCUCGCGGAAAUACAACGCCUUGCGACUGUCGACGGGGUCUGCCGAGGGGACGUCUCCGGCUGUGGACAGCAACAACAAUAACAAUAACAUUAACAUUAACACUCAUGCUGGAAACGUGCAAUGCGCUCCGCCGCGUGACAUGCCACCCCUUGCCGACAGCAUCGUCACCCCGCGAGGGGCUGCCAACCAUGCAUCUGCCACGAGGACCUCGCCUGUAUCGCCCUCGCCCCAACUGAAUUCUUUCUACUCGGACCGCAGUCGAUCCAAUUCAGAAGUCCCGCCGCCCUCGUCAAGGAGAGCUCCCACAUCGCGCCCCAGUCUUAGCACUGACAGCUCACCGAGACCCCAAACAGCCGGCAACGUUCAAGCCCAGGACCGGCUUGUUCGACCAUAUUCCAAGCCGCCGCCGACGAGUCCAGAACACAAGUACAACUCGCCCAGCAUCGAUGCCGUCCUGAGACGCGAUUCCCUCUCGAGAAAGGCUGAAUCGCCGGCCGACCCUGUGUCGCCUGUGCGACGCCGAGGGUCAACACCGCUGUCUCCCCGCAGCAAUACUGCGAAGACAAGAAUGGCCCUUUCCACUCUAAACGAUCCUUACCGCACGGUCAAGGCAGUCGACGAGCAACCCGGGGACGACGUCAAAGACUCGAGCACCGACGACAGCCGCUCCCGAAGUGACGACGUAUUUUUUAAUAUCGCUAAAUCAAGCGUUUCGAGCCGACGAGAUUCGCUCGGAAAGUUGGAUCGGAGACGAAAAUUGGGCCUCUCAACUCGAACCUCUCUUGCAGCAGAGCAAACCCCUUCUCCCGAGCAAUUGAAAUACCAGAGCAGCCCGCUGUUCUUGCCAGACGGAUCUCCGUACUUUUCAUCCACCUUGUCUACGCCUCAACUCGAUGAAGGUUCCCGCUCCCGCUAUUCGCAGGCAGGUUCUGCUUCCAGAUCCGUGGUUGGCGUACCGCGGAGCCGGUAUAAUCGCGAAACCUCCCCUGAACUGCCUCAACCAUAUUCCGACGUUAGAUCCACCAUUACCGAUGCACGUUAUAGACACUCUAACCUUACUAACCUAUCUUCACGAACUCUGCGGCAACCAUCCACUUCAGAUAGUGCAGAAAGAGUGUCCACGGAGACAGAAAAAGUCCGAACAGAUGGCACUACGGAAUCAAGCCUGUCUACGACCGCCCCAUCGACGGUGUGGGAUGAAUUGGAUGAUCUCAAAUCAAGGAUAAGAAAGCUAGAAUUGACCGGCAAAUUUCCGUCUUCAUCGGCUGCUGCUAUGUCCAACGUUUCUGCCGAACGGCCUCGAACGGCCGCCACGACUGCCACAACCCUAUCUUCAUCGCCGAAGCAAAAACAUGUUCGCAGAACCAGUGUAUCGCUAGACACGGGUACUCCUGCAACCCCAAAUCCUAUACAAACACUUUUGCAUUCGGCUUUGGCAAAGGCGAAGACUUCUGUCGGAAAUGAAGUGUAUGGUAUGUUGGAGACAACCGCCACAGAUGCUUUGACUUUGGCCAACAUGCUAACGUCAACGACGACAUCGACUCCAUCUGGCGCGGUAUCAAGUGUGAAUGGAAGUGGAAUAAUGAAUGGGAUGACCGAACGCCAGGCUAGGCGUAAAGCAGACAGUUUAUGUCGCAGCUUGACUGAACUUUGUCUCGCAUUAUCAGAGGAGCAAACGAUUUCCCAACAGAAAAGCCAAUAUCAAUCGCAGGAUCAGACACGACCAGGCAGUCAGGGAAGGCUGAAUCGGCCGAAUGCAAUCGAUAAUGGUGACGCUGUAUCUACCGCCAGCACCCGAUAUCGCCGAAGUAUGAGCCAUGAACCGGAAGCCUUCGAUCAGCAAGACUCCGCUUCGCGAGCGUCAGGUCGAACGGAGACUCGCCGCGCAAAUACGAUAAACUUCGGAGUAUCCGGGCGCAGGGGUCGAUUCUCUCAGGACGAACAAGCCUUGCCACAGACUCCAUCUCUGACAGCACCUCUUGCUCGCCUUCACCGUCUGUCUGGUUCACAACGGUUGAAGCGGGAAGAUGACUCUGACGACCGAAGCUCUGUGUUCAGUCGUACAUUGUCUUCGCGUGCAAUGACAGAAGUUGGAGGCCCUUCAUCUAGUCGUCUCUCGAAUGCGCGGGAGCGUGUCUCUCGCGAAUAUACCAACGAAUCACCCUCCACGCGACUCUCCACCUCCUACCAACAGGGACCAUCUCAACUCAAAUCAUCGCCUUCUGUACAAAGCACUAUUCCGCAGCGUCGUAGCUACGCCACACCCCCUACCUCUGCAAUUCCAACAGCAUCCGGAGCAAAUAUCCAGCCCGGAUUUCGCAGAUAUGGCGCGUCACCCACAGUUGCCCCAGAUCGCAACACCUCCGACAGUCCAUCGCAGAUAAACGAUUCUCCCCAGACAGUACCACAGACACGUAUAACAAGCUCUUCCAUUAAGAUGGCCUCGAGUUACACUGCCAUCCAGCCACGAGUGCGCACCGAGAGCCUGCGCACCGAGAGCCUCGGCACCCGCCGCCUUGGACUUCGUUUACGACCAUCAGUCAUCGGCAAAGACAACGACCAGUAG